Messenger RNA from Antechinus flavipes (yellow-footed antechinus), 3342 nucleotides. Its product is annotated as ceruloplasmin-like. The record is from RefSeq and is a predicted model, not a curated record. The transcript is spliced from 19 exons. Bases 1 to 3201 code for a protein of 1066 amino acids. Gene Ontology annotation, cellular component: plasma membrane. Gene Ontology annotation, molecular function: copper ion binding; oxidoreductase activity. Gene Ontology annotation, biological process: iron ion transport. NCBI's taxonomy places the organism in Eukaryota, Metazoa, Chordata, Mammalia, Dasyuromorphia, Dasyuridae.
AUGAUGGGACUUUUGCUGUGUACCUUUUUUCUGAUUUUUGCCAAUUUUCCAAGCUGGGCAAAAGAAAGACAUUAUCAUAUUGGCAUUAAGGAAGGGACCUGGAACUAUGCUCCCACUGGUAAAAACAUAGUCAAUGGAAAAAAAAUUUCAGAAGACAAAGAGCUUCGUUCUUUUAUUUAUCUACAAAGAAGUGCUCGCAGGAUAGGAUCAACUUAUAAGAAAGCCAUGUAUAUUCAGUAUACGGAUGGAAGUUAUAAAAAAGAAGUGAAAAAACCCUCCUGGCUGGGAUUUUUGGGUCCUAUUUUGAAAGGAGAAGUUGGGGAUGUAUUUGUGAUUCAUAUGAAAAAUUUUGCCUCGAGACCCUUCAGUAUGCAUCCCCAUGGAGCAACCUAUACCAAGGAAAAUGAAGGUGCUCUGUAUCCUGACAACACCUCGGGAUUACAGAAGAAAGAUGAUGGAGUGAAACCUGGCCAGAAUUAUACUUAUUAUUGGUCCAUAACCCCAGAGCAAGGACCUGCAGAUGGGGACCAAAAUUGUGUGACCAGAAUUUAUCACUCACAUUUUGACACUGUGAAGGAUGUGGCUUCUGGGCUUGUGGGACCCCUGAUAACUUGUAAGAAAGGGUCCCUGAAUGGGGAUGUUGAAAAAGGUAUCGAUCGCUCGUUUGUUGUGAUGUUUAGUGAAAUAAAUGAAAAUGAGAGCUGGUACCUUGAUGAAAAUAUCAAUACCUACUGUUAUGAACCUGACAAGGUUAAUAAAACGGAUCCAGAAUUCAUAGAGAGCAACAGAAUGCAUUCAAUGAAUGGAUUCAUGUUUGGAAACAUGCCAGGAAUCACCAUGUGCAUGGAGGACAGAGUGAAAUGGUAUUUUUUUGGAAUGGGGGAUGUGAUUGAUAAACACUCCAUCUUUCUUCAUGGCCAGUCUUUGAUCUAUUUGGGUCACCGAAUAGAUACUCUGAGCCUUUUCUCUGCUUCAAUGGUUGAUGUCCUCAUGGUGGCAAAAUCUGUUGGAGAAUGGAUGCUUAGCUGUCAAAUUAACAAACAUGUGUAUGCUGGGAUGCAGGCCUAUUUCAAGAUAAAUGAUUGCAAAAAGCCCUCAAAUGAUCAUGUUAAUGGAAAAAAAGUUAGACACUACUACAUUGCUGCUGAGGAAGUGCUUUGGAAUUAUGCCCCAUCUGGUAUUAACUAUUUUACAGGGAAAAGUUUAACAGCUCCUGGGAGUGAGUCAGCUCCCUUUUUUGUUCGAGGACCCACCAGAAUUGGAGGAACCUAUGUAAAGUUGCAUUAUCAAGCUUACACAGAUGAUUCCUUCCUGAAAAAGAAAACGAGAGGCCCCGAAGAAAGACAUCUUGGACUUUUGGGCCCUGUCAUUAAGGCAGAAGUGGGGGAUACCAUUCGGGUUGCUUUCCUCAACAGAGCCCGUCAUCCUCUCAGUAUUCAGCCACACUGCGUCCGGCUCACCAAGAGCAACGAAGGAUCACACUACAUGACUCUCAGUACACCUCCACCUUCUUCAAGUAUAAAACCUGGGGAAAAUUUUACCUAUGAAUGGACUGUUCCUGAAACCGUGGGUCCCACCUCUGCUGAUCCAACUUGCUUGACAUGCAUCUACUACUCUGCCCUGGACCUGGUCAAAGAAGUCACCAGUGGGAUGUCAGGGCCUCUUGUUGUAUGUAGGAAAGGAAGUCUUAGUGCAAAUGGCAGACAGAAAGGCAUAGAUAAGGAAUUCUAUCUUCAACCUACAGUAUAUGAUGAAAACGAAAGCCUAUACUUGGAUGAAAACAUUAGAAAAUUCACAGGAAGUCCCAGUCAAGUGAAUAAGAGUGAUCCAAGCUUCCAAAAAUAUAACAAAAUGUACUCCAUCAAUGGAUACAUGUUUGGAAAUCUACCAGGACUUGAUAUGUGCUUAGGUGACAAGAUCUCAUGGCAUGUCCUCAGUAUAGGAUCAGAAGAGGAUAUCCAUGGGAUAUAUUUUUCAGGACACACAUUUGUCUCUUUGGGAUGGAGGAGAGACACUAUCAAUGUGUUUCCACAAACCUCUCAGACUCUCUAUAUGACAGCAGAUUCCCCAGGGCAAUUUGAAGUUACUUGUCUCACAACGGACCACUUUACAGGUGGUAUGAAGCAUAAAUACCGAGUGAAACCAUGCAACAAGCCUUUUAAUGACUACACCAUCUAUAAGGAGGGGAAGGUUUACUACAUUGCAGCAGUGGAAAUUGAAUGGGAUUAUUCUCCCAGCAGAAAGUGGGAAAAGGAAUUGCAACAUUCACAAGGAAAAAAUGUUUCAGGUUCAAGUUUAUUUUUGGAGAAAACUUAUGGUUGGUUUCUUGGUUCAAAAUACAAGAAAGUUGUUUUCUCUGAGUACAGAGACGGCUCCUUUAAGACUCCAAAGCCAAGAACAAAAGAAAACAAACAUCUGGAUUUGCUAGGUCCAAUAAUUAAGGCAAAUGUUGGAGAUAAAAUUACAAUUGUCUUUAAAAACCUGGCCAGCAGGCCUUAUUCUAUUGAUGCUCAUGGAGUGAAAAGAGAUUAUUCUACUGUUCCUCCAACAAAACCAGGAGAAAUAAGAGUAUAUAAGUGGAAAAUUCCUGAAAGAUCUGGGCCUACCCAAAAUGAUUCUGUUUGCAUACCCUGGGUUUACUUUUCAGCUGUAGAUAAAGUUAAGGAUCUCUACAGUGGAUUAGUUGGACCUUUGAUAGUCUGUAAACGAAAUGUCAACAUGGACCACGGAGUUAGCCAUGUUGUUAAUCUUUUUCUUCUUUUUAUGAUUGUUGAUGAGAACCUAUCCUGGUACUUUGAUGAAAACAUCAAAAAAUAUUCUCCACAUCCAGAGAAAGUAAAAAAAGCUGACCCAGACUUUAUUUUGAGCAACCAAAUGCAUGCAAUUAAUGGAAGACUUAAUGGAAACACACAGGGUCUGACAAUGCAUAUUGGAGAUACAGUGAACUGGUAUUUGAUUGGCUUGGGAAGUAAUAUAGAUGUCCACACUGUUCACUUCCAUGGUCACAGCUUCAAAUAUAAGGGUGCUGGAUUUUAUCGCUCAGAUGUUUAUGACCUUGUUCCUGGAAGAUUCAAAAUUGUUCAAAUGUACCCAAAAGAUGCUGGGAUUUGGUUAUUCCACUGUCAUGUUACUAAACACCUUAGUAGUGGGAUGGAAAGCACUUAUACUGUUUUAGAAAGAAAAGAACAAAAAACUUCAUGAAGAGAUUUUAAUGAACCCACAUCAAUGGUACUAGAGUUGAAGAAAAUUGAAAACUCGAGCCUGCAAAAGAAAAUAGGAGUUAAAUAAAAUUAUGAAUGUAAUCAUUUGUAAUGAAGUGGCUUAAAAAUAAAUAAAAUUAAA